Gryllus bimaculatus (two-spotted cricket) is the source of this 678-nucleotide messenger RNA. The record is from the annotation of a GenBank genome assembly. Lineage: Eukaryota; Metazoa; Arthropoda; Insecta; Orthoptera; Gryllidae.
AUGUCCGGCGGGCCCGCGUCGACCAAGCCGGCGGGGGGCGCCUCCGCGCGGCCGCACCACGCCGCCGCCACCAACUUCCUGCGCCAGUUCCGCGACCCGCACAGCCGCGAGCUGCGCCGCCUCUCCGCGCACCAGUUCAUGGACGUAAUGGUUAUAUCGAAGGCACGGAAUUGGACGGCUUCUUGCGAGAAUUCGUGUCUUCUGCGAACCAAGCAGAUGUCAGUCCUGAGCGGGUGCUGGCGCGCCCUGGCGUGGGCCGCGCGGGGGCGGGGCGGGGCGGGGCGGAGCGCAGCCCCCAAGGGCGUGAGCGCUCACACAUGUACGCAUGCGCAGGCGGUGUCGGACGCGAUGCUGCAGGAGCUGAAGCGCUGCUUCCUGGAGGCCUACGACGACAACCAGGACGGCAAAAUCGACAUCCGAGAGCUGGCCCAGCUACUUCCCAUGGAGGAAAAUUUCCUGCUACUCUUCCGGUUCGACAACCCCCUGGAGUCUUCUGUCGAAUUCAUGAAAAUAUGGCGUGAAUACGAUUCAGAUGGUUCUGGCUACAUUGAAGCGGACGAAUUGAAGAACUUCCUGCGCGAUUUGCUCAAAGAGGCCAAGAAAAUCAACGACGUUUCGGAGGAUAAACUCAUUGAAUACACGGACACAAUGAUGAUUGAAACAUUUAAAAAAUAUUAA